UGUGGUACUGGAUAUACAUGGCUAAGCACUGCAUGGUAUUGAUUUAUUGUGGUUGGCCGUGGCGUCUGUGCGUGUGCGUGCGCAACUGCGCUAGAACAUACAUUUCCCUAUCCCUAAGACGACGACAUAUCAAAAAGGGAAAAAAACCUGGGGACGAGGGUGGCGUGUGCCAUUCCUAGAAAAACCGAACAGAACCGAUAUUCGGACUUUUAAAGGGCUUGAUUUCGGAUUGUAAACGGACGAUUGCGUAACCAUAGGUUGUCGAAGACGGAAGAAACGUGACCUUUGGUUUGGACACAAAAAAAUUAUGUAGCCAGCUACCUGUAGAAAAAAGAUGGAAAGCAAAGAUAUAAAGUCAGAAUCGUCUGACACAGACAAAACAAGUGGAUCUUUAUUCAAAGUGACGAAAGGGUGUGUGAAGAAACGUAGAGAAGAAUUGCCAGUUUCAUACCCUAAAAACUAUAUGAUUGUUGAUGAAUUCUGCUCAAGUGUAACAUCAUUAACUUCAUCAAGCUCUGAUUUCUUUAACAUGCAGUUGCAUUCACGAUUUCAUCAUCUUUCCAAGCAUCCAAAACGAUUUAAAGAAAAAUCGUCAACUGAUAAAUUGUUAGAUGAAACAGCAACAUUAGUAUACCCGCAAAGAAAUACCCUUGAUGAGGAAAUCAUAGCUGAAUUAGAUCGACAGUAUGAUCAUAAUAUUUGCUUAGAUCGUUUUAUAAGCGAAAUGGAGCAACAUCAGACACAUGAACCCCCACAACAAGCAGGGUUACUUGCAACCAGGACUGAAUCUGUCUCAUUAUCUGGUAAAGCGGACAGUUGUAGUAACUGUAGCAACAGCUCCAGUCAAUGUCCUACUUGCACAAGUGGUUCUUCUUCUGUGCUGCCUCGCUCAAAUGAAACAGAUAGCGUGAGUCAUAACAGUGAAAGUAUAAAAUCAGCCUCACCAGAAUGUGAAAAUCCUUUAAAAAUUAUGGAAUCUUUUCAAAAUGUUGUUUGUGAUCCAGAAGAAACUCCCGUAUCUACUUCAGAGACCAAAAGAUCCUCCAGUGAACCUGAGAGUGGCAUUGAUGUAAAUUCUGGAUUAAGAACUUCUUCUAGCAGCACUUCCCAAAACUAUAAAGGUGGUAAACCCGGGCGAAAAAGAAAAAGAGGUUAUAUAUAUGAUCCAAAACCAGUUAAAGUCAAGUCUAAAACAGUUAUUCCUGAAUCCCAGAAGGACGAUACGUAUUGGGAAAAACGUAAACGGAAUAACGAGGCUGCGAGGAGAUCAAGAGAAAUGCGUCGAAGGAUGGAAGCAGAAGUGAGCAACAAAAUGAGUAUUUUAAAAAAAGAAAACGAGGCAUUGCGCGUAACUAUAGCGUUAUUAAUAAAACGUAAUGAAACUCUGGAAUAUAUUCUUGAUGAUUAUGCAAAUGUUGAAAAAGAAAUUAUGUAUACAAUCAACGAAUCUCCAGCUAGUUGAUAACAACGGGUUUCGUAUCAUUAUGAUUUAUUAUCAUCAUUAUUAUUACGGGGAAUGGGAGGAAUAACUUUCACGGUGUACAAUUAGAAAUAAACGUACUACAAAAUGCUUAAUUUAUUAUUGUACAUCGUACAUAUGGACCCACUUUUAUGAACCAUAGGAUAACGUUUGAUUAUUCGAGCAACAGAAUAGCUAGAUUUGAAAGAGAAGUAUUUGUAUUAAAACACUGUUUAAUUCUUGUAAUAGGUUUGUUGUCGUAACUAAAAACAUGCCAGCUUAAAAAUAAGUCUUUAUAAAAAUAUGAUCGUUGUGUAAAUAUUUUGUCGAGGUCUAUAUUAAGAUUUUAAAUCUCUUUCAUUUUUUGAUCUACGGUUGUAAAUAUCGCGUUUACUUACGUAGAAUUGUGUAUAAAUUUUUAUUUUAAAAAAAACAUUGAGUAUAUUUAUUAUUUUGUAUCUAAUAUGUACACAUUUUUUUAUAAGCAACUGAGUUGCUAAGAUCUCAGCCUUAAACUUGGACCAAAAUUACACAACGUCUUAGGUUGACAGGAAAGAUGUACUGAGCAACGUAUUGAGAAACAAACAGAAUAGACAAACAAACGAUAUUUAUGACAAAACAAUGCACUCACUAUGGUCCUCAGCAUAAUAAACAAACAAAAGGGAGCGAGAUAUUGAACGAUCGAAAAAGAAAAACGUCUUGAAGUUUUGUCUCAGAAAUUUGUAUGCAUAGCAACAUUCCUGAAAUUCCCUUGUUGAUUUCUUCUUUGAGGCUUAAAAUUAAUUUUUCCUUAGCAACUCCAAGCGGAAAUAAAAAUUGGUGUUGCUUAUAAAAAAAUGUGUAGUCUUUUGUUAUUUUUAUUAUAUUGUAUAUAGCAGACUGUAUAUGUUCUUGCAUGAUUCUAUUUUUCAGAAAAAAAAGAUUAGCAACACAGAAAAUGAAGUCAUAAAUUUCUUUAAGUGAAAAUAACCUUGAAAGUAUUUCGAAAAAAAAAUUUUACCGUGUAACGGCAACUUAAGAAAAUUAAAUUAUCUUGAGAUAUGUUAUUUUAAAGAUAUGAGAAAGGUAGCUUCGUAAUAUUGGGUUUUUGAUUUAGAUCCGUAAAGUUAAUUUGUCCGAAAUUUUGUCUAGGAUUUUUCCGAAAUCUUUGAGAUUGUGUCCGAAAAUUUUGUUUUGUCAAAAUCACCUGCUUCUAUUUUAUACAAAAAUAUUUAAUGUGACCAAAAAAAAUGCAAAAGACAUGCGGCAACGUGCCGCAAGGAACGAUUGGAUUCGAUCCAAACUUGCCGCAGCGUCAUGCUGCAAACAGUAAGUUGUUAUACCUCAUUUAGCGGCUACUGUAUAUGGUGAUAACGCGCUGGGACACGUAAAUUUCUUUUCAGUGUGAAUUUAGCAAAUCAACAAUUAAGAAUUCUUAAAUUAUGUUUUAAGCA
Messenger RNA from Hydractinia symbiolongicarpus, 2892 nucleotides. RefSeq lists its product as uncharacterized. Gene Ontology annotation, biological process: regulation of transcription by RNA polymerase II. The coding region runs from base 335 to 1462 and encodes 375 amino acids. The transcript is spliced from 2 exons. Lineage: Eukaryota; Metazoa; Cnidaria; Hydrozoa; Anthoathecata; Hydractiniidae. The record is from RefSeq and is a predicted model, not a curated record. Gene Ontology annotation, molecular function: RNA polymerase II cis-regulatory region sequence-specific DNA binding; DNA-binding transcription factor activity, RNA polymerase II-specific. Gene Ontology annotation, cellular component: nucleus.